CCACAGCCCGCGGCUCGGCGCAGCCUGAGAGGAAACAAAGUGCUGAGGACCGGAGACUCCGCGGCGGCGGCGCGCACCCUUCUCGGUCACCCUCGCCUCGCAUCUUCCCGCGCGCGUGUGUCUGUGUGUGUGUUCUCUUACAAAGGACAUUUUACGAUCGGUUGAUUGAUUCGCAGUCCUCCUGCUUUGCCCUUUGUGCUGUAGCCCCGUUCCCGCCAUCCCAGGUGCUUCUCCGCUCCUCCCGUUGCCGGCCUCUGCGUGCGAGCGCAGGUCGCCGGUUUGUGCCUUCGGUCCCCGUUUCGUCCUAGGGCUGCCCGCGGCCUCGCCGCCCCACUCCCCGCCGCCCGCCAUGGCGACCGCGACCCCCGUUCCGCCGCGGACCGGCAGCCGCACUGGCGGCCCCUCCACGCCGCUGAGCCCCACGCGGCUGUCGCGGCUGCAGGAGAAGGAGGAGCUGCGCGAGCUCAACGACCGGCUGGCGGUGUACAUCGACAAGGUGCGCAGCCUGGAGACGGAGAACAGCGCGUUGCAGCUGCAGGUGACAGAGCGAGAGGAGGUGCGCGGCCGCGAGCUCACCGGCCUCAAGGCGCUCUACGAGACCGAGCUGGCCGACGCGCGACGCGCGCUGGACGACACGGCCCGCGAGCGCGCCAAGCUGCAGAUCGAGCUGGGCAAGUUCAAGGCCGAGCACGACCAGCUGCUUCUCAACUACGCUAAGAAAGAAUCUGAUCUUAAUGGAGCCCAGAUCAAGCUUCGAGAAUAUGAAGCAGCACUGAAUUCUAAAGAUGCAGCUCUUGCUACAGCACUUGGUGACAAAAAAAGUUUGGAGGGGGAUUUGGAGGAUCUGAAGGAUCAAAUUGCCCAGUUGGAAGCCUCCUUAGCUGCUGCCAAAAAACAGUUAGCAGAUGAAACUUUACUUAAAGUGGAUUUGGAGAACCGUUGUCAGAGCCUUACUGAGGACUUAGAAUUUCGUAAAAACAUGUAUGAAGAGGAGAUUAAUGAGACCAGAAGGAAGCAUGAAACGCGCUUGGUCGAGGUGGAUUCUGGGCGUCAGAUUGAGUACGAGUACAAGCUGGCUCAGGCUCUUCAUGAGAUGAGGGAGCAACAUGAUGCCCAAGUGAGACUGUACAAGGAAGAGCUCGAGCAGACCUACCAUGCCAAACUUGAGAAUGCCAGACUGUCCUCAGAGAUGAAUACUUCUACUGUCAAUAGCGCCAGGGAAGAACUGAUGGAAAGUCGUAUGAGAAUUGAGAGCCUUUCAUCUCAGCUUUCUAAUCUACAGAAAGAGUCUAGAGCAUGCUUGGAAAGGAUUCAAGAGUUAGAGGACCUGCUUGCUAAAGAAAGAGACAACUCUCGUCGCCUGCUGUCUGACAAAGAGAGAGAGAUGGCAGAAAUCAGGGAUCAGAUGCAGCAACAGCUGAAUGACUAUGAACAACUUCUUGAUGUGAAGUUGGCCCUGGACAUGGAAAUCAGCGCUUAUAGGAAGCUCUUAGAAGGUGAAGAAGAGAGGUUGAAGCUCUCUCCGAGCCCUUCUUCCCGUGUGACAGUAUCCCGAGCAUCCUCAAGUCGCAGUGUGCGGACAACCAGAGGAAAGCGGAAGAGAGUGGAUGUAGAGGAAUCAGAAGCCAGUAGUAGCGUGAGCAUCUCUCACUCCGCCUCCGCCACUGGGAACGUUUGCAUCGAGGAGAUAGAUGUCGAUGGGAAAUUCAUCCGCUUGAAGAACACUUCUGAGCAGGAUCAACCAAUGGGAGGAUGGGAGAUGAUCAGAAAAAUAGGAGACACAUCAGUCAGUUACAAAUAUACCUCCAGAUAUGUGCUGAAGGCAGGCCAGACUGUUACAAUUUGGGCUGCAAAUGCCGGUGUCACAGCCAGUCCUCCCACUGACCUCAUCUGGAAGAACCAGAACUCUUGGGGCACUGGUGAAGAUGUGAAGGUUAUUUUAAGAAAUUCUCAGGGCGAGGAGGUUGCUCAAAGAAGUACAGUCUUUAAAACAACCAUACCUGAAGAGGAAGAGGAGGAGGAAGAAGCAGUUGGAGUGGUUGCUGAGGAAGAACUUUUCCACCAGCAGGGAGCCUCAAGAGCAUCCAAUAGAAGUUGUGCAAUUAUGUAAACUUCUCAAAUCAACUGUCUUCCUCAAAACAAAGAAGUAUGGUAAUCCUUACCUAUAUACAGUGCAGAGCCUUCUCAGAAGCACAGAAUAUUUUUAUAUUUCCUUUAUGUGAAUUUUUAAGCUGCGAAUCUGAUGGCCUUAAUUUCCUUUUUGACACUGAAAGUUUUGUAAAAGAAAUCAUCCAUACAGGUUGUUGCAAGAUGUGAAUUAUUGACACUGAAUUAACUGUGUACUGUUUAGAAAGGGUUCCUCAAAUUCCUUGACCUUUUUUUUGUGUAUGUAUAGUUUUGUUUUGUUUUUUUUUUAAUUUCUUAUGAGAAGGGAGGGGAGGGUAAUAAACCACUGUGUCUUCGCGUGAUUGGAAGAUUGCUGCAUCUAGAUUAGCAAUCUGCUCUUGAUUAUUCUCCAUUAUAUAUAAAAUGGUGCUGUGGGGGGGCAUUUUUCAAUAUAUUGAACUUUUGUACUGAAUGUUUUUAUAAUAAGCAAUCAAGGUUACAAAUUUUUUUUACAUAGACAAGAACUUUUUAAAGAAGGCAAUAUUAACCUAAUCAUCAUGUAAGCACUCUGGAUGAAGGAUUCCGCAAAACUUUGUUUUAUGGUAACUUCUUUUAGAUUCUAAUUCAUGAGGUCAGUUAUGGGAGGGAGGUGGGGGGGAAGGGUUCGCUAUUAAAAUGCAUUAGUUGAGUUUUUAAGAUAGUGUAACUUGCUUAAAUUUCUUAUGUGACAUUAACAAAUAAAAAGCUGUUUUAAUAUU
Molecule: messenger RNA, 2864 nt
Organism: Nycticebus coucang (slow loris)
Lineage: Eukaryota; Metazoa; Chordata; Mammalia; Primates; Lorisidae
Gene: LMNB1
Product: lamin B1
Exons: 11
Coding region: 350-2110 (586 amino acids)
Source: RefSeq, a predicted model, not a curated record